AUGUAUAUACACUUGGCGAUCGUUCUUUUACUUCAUCAGAUUGUUUAUAUCUUGCAGGGAGUAAGAUGUGUAACUGCUUCUAAUGGGUACAUGCCUGAAGUAAAUCCUGUGUGUCCUUGUGAAAAAGGCGAACGUGGUGAGAAAGGUUAUCCAGGUGUUUGUACGAUAGGUUAUUGUGGCUAUCGAUAUAAUAUAUAUACAAGAGAUUGUCUGUCUUCUCGAAUCAAUGUAGAACGUUUAGCUCUUUCUAUCCGGCAAUUAAUAACUGAUACAAAGAUUGUUUAUCAAAGAGCACGAGCAAAUUCUUGUGUUUGUCAAACAACAUCAUCUCCAUCUGUUGUAUCAAAUCCUUAUCAUUUUGAUUAUCAGAUAUAUGCACGAUUGAAAGGAGAUAAAGGUGAUGCAGGCCAAUCUUGUCCAUUGAACUGUAUGCAAUCUACACAGACAAGUGUACGAGUGUUUCCUACGAAGGAAGCGGCAAUAGAAAAAUUAUCAACCUAUUCUGACCAUACAUACGUGCAUAUUGUGGAUGAGUUUGGAUACUUACAGAAUGUGUUCGUGCGAGUUCAGGGAAGACUGAUACCGAUAGUUUUGGGAAAUACAGAGCCCUCUUCAGUUCAUGACCAAAAUUUACCUGCUAAAAAAUCGCAAUGUACGAUUCCAUUGCCCUGUCCAACAUUACAUAUCUUCGCAUUGGGUCCCUAUGCACGAAAAAUGUGCAGUCCAAAACGACCAACAAUGUGCUCGAAACUAUCAGAAUAUGAUGAUCUAUGUGCACGUGUUUCGAAACGACAUCAACUGAAAGGUUUUUAUCGAGCAUUCAUAUCGACCAGCACACAAUGGUUAGCAAACCUGUUCGAUGGAGUUUGUUUGGAUGCUAAAAUUAUGAACAUGCAAGAACAAGUUCUGUUUGACUCAUUCGAAGACAUCUUUGAGCAAAAACCACUACAACAUGACAUCCUGGAUGUACAGGGAUUGAAACCUCAAUUUCAAUACUGGUGGCAUGGCAGUCUUCCAAAUGGUACUGCAUCAAGUGACACUUGUAAUUCUUUGCAAUACCUAUUUUUAAGUGGCCAUCUACCUAUGAUUUAUACGUAUAUUUAG
Molecule: messenger RNA, 1104 nt
Organism: Adineta ricciae
Lineage: Eukaryota; Metazoa; Rotifera; Eurotatoria; Adinetida; Adinetidae
Source: the annotation of a GenBank genome assembly